AAACUACCUUUAAUUUCCAUCCUAAAUCCAACGUAACGCCAUGGCUAUCUCCAACACAAACCUCUUUCUCUUCUCUGUUCCUCUCCUUACCUUCACCAUUAUCUUCCUCAUGCAACUAAACAAGGCAAACUCAUCAGAUUCCCUUUCCUUCAGCUUCGACAACUUCAAUCAAGAAGAUGGAAGAAACCUAAUCUUCCAAGGUGAUUCAACCAUUUCACCAACGAAGAACACACUCCAUAUCACCAAGGUGAAUAGUCAAGGCAACCCAGCUCCAAACUCCCUUGGAAGAGUCUUGCAAUCAGCCGAACUACAGCUUUGGGACAAAGCUACAAACAGACUCUCAGAAUUUGAUUGUCAAUUCAGCUUCGUCCUCAAAUCCCCGGUUUCCGAACCGGCCGACGGCUUGACCUUCUUCAUCGCCCCCUCCAACACCACCGUACCGGGGCUUUCCCCCGGAGCUCUAUUAGGGAUCUUUGAUGCUCAUAGCCAUCUAAAUCCUUCUCUAAACCAAAUUGUUGCCGUUGAGUUCGACACCUUCUCCAAUUAUUGGGAUCCAAGUUACCCGCAUAUUGGAAUCGAUGUCAACACCAUUCAAUCCGUCAAGACUGUGCAAUGGGAGAGGAGAGAGGGUGAAACCGUAAAUGUAUUGGUUUCUUACACUUCUAGAUCUCGAAAGCUAGAGGUCAUUGCAAGUUACUCUAAUGGUCAACGAUUCGAGGUGUCUCAUGUCGUUGACCUAAGGGAUGUGCUUCCAGAAUGGGUUAGGGUUGGAUUCUCAGCUGCAACAGGAGCACAAUACCAAUCGCAUGAGAUUCUAUCAUGGUCUUUCACUUCAUCCUUGAACUACGUUCAAAUGGAAAUAAAAUGAGUAUCUUGCACGUGAUAUGCGAUCUACUGAAGAGAUUUCUAUAUAAUGAUAUGAAUCACAAUCAUCAUCAUGUGUUCCAUGUGUAUGAUGUUAUGCUAAUAAAGGACAGACAAGUGUACUGUUUUCCAGUUUCCAUGGUCUAGUUUUUCUGUACAUUAGGGUUUUCGUUGCUUCAUCAGAAGCAUGAUAUUCCCUAGCUAGUACUUUAUCAUUUCAUCAGAUGAAUAAAUUAAUUACUUCCAACCCCAGUUUUUUAUUUUUA
Arachis ipaensis is the source of this 1130-nucleotide messenger RNA. Its product is annotated as mannose/glucose-specific lectin. Lineage: Eukaryota; Viridiplantae; Streptophyta; Magnoliopsida; Fabales; Fabaceae. The record is from RefSeq and is a predicted model, not a curated record. Gene Ontology annotation, molecular function: carbohydrate binding.